Molecule: messenger RNA, 6129 nt
Organism: Fusarium sp. VM40
Lineage: Eukaryota; Fungi; Ascomycota; Sordariomycetes; Hypocreales; Nectriaceae
Source: the annotation of a GenBank genome assembly
AUGUCUUCUUCAAAAAUAUACGUGUUUGGUGACCAGAGCAUGCCAAUUCUCGGGGGUUUGCAAUCUCUUCUCCAGAUCAAGAACAAUGCACUUCUCAAGACCCUUUUCAACGAGGCGUUUGCCGCUAUCCAGCGUGAAACCGAGGCGUUACCCUCCAUCGAUAAAAAGCACAUGGUACGGGCUGAAAGUCUCAGCCUCCUUGUUGAUGAAGUCAAACGGGGUGUCACCCACCCGGCACUCGAGAGCUGUUUCUUGUGCAUCUAUGAGAUUGGGUACUAUAUCGAAUAUCUUGCUCGCUCCAACAUCGAGCAUGCUCCCUCUCCGACAUGUCGGUUUCUGGGGAUUUGUACUGGGGGUCUCGCGGCAGCUGCCAUAAGCUGCUCACAGAAUGUGUUUGAGAUUCCUCAACUGGGUGCCCAGGCUGUCACUGUUGCUUUCAGACAGGGUGUGUACAUCCAAAGGAGAGCAGAGCUCCUGGGUUACCCGACACCAGUUAGCUGGUCAGUGGUGAUACCCUCGGCAGAUAAAGGCCGUGUCAUGGAGGCUUUGGAAAUUCUCUCGAGGAACAAGAAUCUACCUAUGGGACUAGAUCCGUACAUCAGUGCUGUUGGCCCAGGCUCCGUCACCAUCAGCGGCUCACCUGCUAUCAUCGAGUCGCUGAAGUCGCAACCUGGUCUUUCUCCCAAGCGAAUGCUCCCUGCCCCUAUCUAUGGCCCCUAUCAUUGCCCGUCAGCAUACUCAGAGAUAGACCUGGAGCAGACUGUCAAAUGCCUUCUCCAGGAUCUCGAAUUUUCCGACCACGAGGCUGUUGUCCCUGUGGUUUCCUGUGCUUCGGGAUUACAUGAAUCAGGGUCUACUUUUGAAGCCUUGUUGGAACAAGUCCUCAAAGAUGCCCUUUCCGAACAAAUCCGGAUGGAUAUUGUCAUUGACGCACUGUUCGAGCAUGUUUCUGCCAACGACACGACAUUCAUCCCUAUCAACGCCCAAGCCAGCGCAGCCAGUAUCGUGGACUCUCUAUCUCGACGAGGCGCAACGACCUGCAUAUCACCAACCUUGAAAGACUCUACCAGUGACCCUAAGCCGUCACAAUCAGAGAACACAGAUGUGGACAAAAUCGCCAUUAUUGGCUUUAGCGGUCGCUUCCCAGAAGCCGAUGACCUUGAUGAAUUCUGGGAUCUCCUCAUCAGAGGUCUCGAUGUACACAAACUUGUACCCGAAGAUCGCUUCGCAAAAGAUCAUUAUGAUCCCACCGGCCAGCGCAAGAAUACAAGCCAGGUCAAAUACGGGUGCUGGUUAAAGACAGCCGGCCACUUUGACACUCAGUUCUUCCACAUGUCGCCCAAAGAAGCGUUGCAGACAGAUCCAGCGCAGCGAUUGGCCCUUCUCACAGCGUAUGAGGCUCUUGAAAUGUCUGGUUUCGUACCUGAUCGGACCCCUUCUACGCAGAGAAGCCGUGUUGGAGUGUACUACGGUGUCACAAGCAAUGACUGGGGUGAAGUCAACUCAGCACAGGACAUUGAUACGUACUUUAUUCCUGGGGCUAAUCGAGCCUUUAUCCCGGGGCGGGUCAAUUACUUCUUCAAAUUCACUGGUCCCAGUAUUGCUAUUGACACUGCCUGUUCGUCCAGCCUAGCCGCAAUAAAUGUCGCUAUUACCUCGCUGAUCAACCAUGACUGCGAUACUGCUAUUGCCGGCGGAACAAACGUCUUGACCAACCCAGACUUCUUCGCUGGGCUUGAUCGUGGACAUUUCCUGUCAAGAACAGGCAACUGUAAAACAUUCGACGAUGGUGCUGAUGGAUAUUGCCGAGCUGAUGGCAUUGGGACUCUUAUCCUCAAACGCCUCCCAGAUGCUAUCGCAGACGGUGAUCCUAUCUUUGGCACCAUAUUGGGUGCAUUUACCAAUCAUUCGGCCGAGUCAGUCUCUAUUACUCGACCUCUGACGGAGGCGCAGGAGUACCUCUUCAAGAAGCUUCUGAACCAGAGGGGAAUUCAUCCUCACGAUGUAAGUUACGUUGAGAUGCAUGGCACUGGAACUCAGGCUGGCGACGCAGUCGAGAUGCGCUCCGUUUUGAAUACAUUUGCCCAUGACCACAGUCGCCCCAGAGAUAAGACACUGCAUCUGGGGUCUAUCAAGUCCAACAUCGGGCAUGCAGAAUCAGCUUCUGGUGUUAUCGCAGUCAUCAAGGUGUUGCUCAUGAUGCAGAAGAACACCAUUCCUCCUCACUGCGGCAUCAAGACCAAGAUCAACCAGGGCUUUCCUAAAGAUCUUGGUCUUCGGGGUGUACAUAUUGCCCAGAAAGGCCCGAAAGAAUGGCCUCGUCCUGCCCAGGGUAAAAGAAUGGCUCUCAUCAACAACUUUUAUGCAGCUGGUGGAAAUACAUCUCUACUCCUUGAAGAUGGGCCCGGCGAAGCAGGACUUGAAUUGGAUCAUGCCAGAGAUCCUUGGGCCGAACAUGCGAUAUUAGUCUCGGCACGCUCUACCAAAGCUCUGGAGGAGAAUCUCAAGGCUUUGGAAGCCUUUGUUGCGAGCUCGAACCUCACGGAAGGUGAACUACUAUCCCAGCUCUCAUACACCACCACUGCCCGACGUAUGCACCACAGUCGUCGUGUAGCUAUAGUCACCAAUAGUUUGAGCAACCUGAAGCCGUCUCUGUCCUCAGCAGCAGCCAGUGCUUCUCAGGUGAAAGGCGUUCCGGCCACAGUUCCAAAGGUCGGAUUUCUCUUCACCGGACAAGGAGCCCAAGAGACUGCCAUGGCAAACGGCUACUACAAGAACUUCUCUUCGUUCAGAGCUGAUAUCACCGAAUUUGAUACCAUUGCGAGACAACAGGGGUUUCCGUCUAUCUUGCCACUGGUCGACGGAACCACUCCGAUCGAAGAACUCUCCGCAGUGGUUGUCCAGCUUGGCACAUGUAUCAUCCAGAUAGCACUGGCCCGUUUUUGGAUCAGCUUGGGUGUCAAGCCCCAGUACGUCAUUGGGCACAGCUUGGGUGAAUAUGCUGCGUUGCAGAUCGCUGGUAUUCUCAGUGUUAGCGACGCCAUCUACCUUUGCGGCCAUAGAGCAAAGCUGCUUGAAGAGAAAUGUACUGCUUACACCCACGGCAUGGUCGCAGUAAAGGCGAAAGCAGAGACUCUGAAAAACCUUGAUCUUUUUGGAUUGGAGGCUGAAGUUGCUUGCAUCAAUGGUACAGAGGACAUCGUGCUCAGUGGUCCGAUUGAAAACAUCGACUUGCUCUGUGAGAAGCUUUCACAGAUGGGUUAUAAGCAUCAGAAGCUAGAUGUCCCGUUUGCGUUCCACUCAUCUCAAGUUGAGCCGAUCCUCGACGAGCUUCAAGAAUUGGCUUCUCAUGUCGAAUUUCGCAAGUCGGAGUUGACUAUGGUUUCAACGUUGUUGGGUAAGACUCUUACUGCCGACAUGAUGGGAUCUCAAUACAUCGCCCGUCACUGCCGUGAGACGGUCAACUUCCUUGGUGCUGUACAAACAGCCGAGUCCGAGGGGAUCAUCAACGCCACAAAUAUUUGCAUUGAGAUCGGCGCUCAUCCAAUUCUCAUCCCCAAGGUCAAGUCCAUAAUUGGUCAAGAUUUACGAUGCUGCGCAUCUUUCCGUCGUGGUGAAGACAUGUUCAAAACAAUAACAGAUUCCGCAUGCGCUAUGUACUUGGCUGGUCAUUCGAUCAACUGGGAUGAGUACCACCGCGACUUCAAAGCUUCACACAAAGUGCUCUGCCUACCUCGAUACAGCUGGCAGCUCUCCAACUAUUGGAUGCCUUACAAAUACAGUUGGUGUCUCACCAAGGGUGACGAACCAACGGAGCAUCCCCGAGGCAGUAUCCUCGCACCAAGAAAAGUGGUCAGAUUGAGCGAUUCCAUUCACGAUGUUGUGGAUCAAGUCCACGAUGACAAGAAGAGCUAUAUCGUGGCCGAGUCAGACCUUCAUGAUCCCGCUCUGUUGACUGUUGUUGAGAACCAUCGGGUCAACGGGUUGACUAUGGCCCCGUCUACUCUCUUCGCCGACAUGGCUUUUACUCUAGCCAAACAUCUUAUUGACCAUCAUUGGCCAGAGACCCAGACCUUCAUACCCGCUGUCAACGAUAUGGUUGUUGAGAAAGCUCUCACCUUGGACAGCAAUGACUCGCAACCUUUUCGAUCUUCCCUGGAAGUUGACUGGAUAGAAAUGCGAGGCGAAUUCAAAAUCUAUAGCGUCAAUACCGCUGGUGAGCAAACGACACUGCACGCGACAUGUACGGUAGAGGUCGAAGAUGCCGAGACGUACCACCAAGACUGGCGCAGCAAGCUCUACCUCAUACAAAGGAGCAUCGCCCACCUUAGUUCCGGUGUUGGUGACGGUUCUAUCCACACGUUACGUCGAGGGAUGCUGUACAAACUGUUUUCCACUUCAGUGCAGUACGGCUCAGUCUAUCAAGGCAUCCAGCAGGUCUGUUUCGACAGCGAUGGCCUCGAAGGCACAGCCAAAGUAUUUCUGCCUUCCAACAAGGAUGCCUUUGCACUGAAUCCCUUCUGCUGCGAUAGUCUUGGCCAUCUCACAGGCUUUAUUAUGAACUGCAGUGAUAGCUUGGACCUUGCAGAGCAUGUCUACGUAAACCAUGGUUGGCGUUAUCUUCGCCUGACAGAGCCAUAUCGAUUCAAUGUGCAUUACCAGACAUACGUCAAAAUGCAAGCUGUUGGGCCUGAUGACUCGACGUAUAUGGGCGAUGUGCAUGUCCUUCGCGAUGGAAAGAUUAUCAGCGUCUGUGGUGGCGUUAUGUUCAAGAAGAUCUCUCGCAAGGUGUUAGACAUGCUUUUACCUAGGCCUUCAACAGCAAAGGCGAAACCAGUAACAGCCAAGGCGUCCUUGAUGAAACAGGUCUCUGACCUUUCGGCCUCUUCAUUGGUUACUGGCCCGGAUUCGCCACCUGAACAAACAGAGACAGGCACUUCUGCGCCUCUGAGCUUCAUCCAAAAGGCCCUUGAGAUCGUCGCGGACGAAAUUGGAGUGGAACUCGCUCAACUCACCGAUUCUGUGGCGUUGGCAGACUUGGGAGUUGAUUCUCUCAUGUCACUCACCAUUCUGGGCAAUUUCCGCGAAGAGCUUGACCUGGAUAUCCCAGCUGCUCAAUUCUACGAGUGCACUACGGUGAAAGAAUUCAAGGACUUCAUCGUUAGUUUUGCUGGGAUCACAGAAGAAGUUAUUCCAAGUUCUGCGUCGGAUACGGAGAGUUCUUUAUCUACUUCUGCUUCUACCGCCCCAAGCCCUGAUGGAAAGGAUCUUGCUAUUGCAGAUGGAUCAACGCUUGAUGUCGCUCUACAUCCUGAGGUCAAGUCUAUCCCUCGCUCGACAUCGACAAUUCUUCAGGGUACUAAGCAUUCCUCCAAAACCAUCUUUCUAUUCCCUGAUGGGGCUGGCUCAGGGACCUCCUACGUUACUUUGCCGCCUAUUUCGCCUGAUCUACGAGUCAUCGGACUCAACAGUCCUUAUCUUACUAAACCUCACGAAUUUACCUGUGCUCUUCAGGACAUCACUGGCUCUUAUCUUGACGAAGUUCGACGACGCCAACCUGACGGCCCGUAUUAUUUCGCAGGUUGGUCUGCAGGAGGUAUUUCAGCAUUCGAGGCUGCUCGCCAAUUCGUGGCAGAAGGGGAAAAGGUCAAAAGUCUUAUCUUGAUCGACUCACCUAAUCCCAUCGGCCUUGGGAAGCUUCCAAAACGCAUGUACGAUUUCCUCACAGAGUCAGGUAUCUUUGGAGGUUUCGAAACGGGUGGCAACGCCCAAUCCCCUCCCGACUGGCUAUUCCAGCACUUUUCCGUCUUCAUCGAAGCUCUCGACAAGUACAUGCCCCAGCCUUUCGAGCUGGGCUCUGCACCACGGACAACGCUCAUCUGGGCUACGGACGGGGUGUGCAAGAAUCCUCAAGAUAAACGGCCUGAGGAGCGGGAUGACGACCCCCGUGGUAUGAAGUGGCUUGUAAAUAACAGGACUGAUUUCGGAGCUAAUGGCUGGGAUGAUUUUAUUGGUACUGAUAAUAUUCGUAUUCUGACGGUUGAGGAUGCUAAUCAUUUUACCCUGUUGAGGGACCCGGUUGUUUCGUUGGUAUGUCGUAUGAUUCGGGAGGCUUUGGAUAUUGAGUAG